AUGUCUUAUUCAAAACAUUGGGAUUAUUCGAACGAAGAUCUUGUUUUACUGCAUUUGAAGGGCCUUUGCGCCAUAAAUCCUUGCUUGACAUUGGUUGAAGAUUCAAAGGUGAUUUUUAAUUCAAACUGUACAUCUGAUAAAGUAAUUGUGGUAUCAGGUGGAGGAUCAGGGCAUGAACCAACCCAUGCCGGGUUUGUAGGAGAAGGUUUAUUGGAUGUUGCGAUUGCAGGCAAUAUUUUUGCAUCACCUUCAGCCAAACAAAUACUUAAUGGGCUUAGAGCAAUUAAAUCAGAAAAAGGUUACCUUUUAAUUGUGAAGAAUUAUACUGGAGAUAUAUUACACUUUGGUUUAGCUGCAGAAAGGGCUAAAGCCCUUGGAAUGAAUGUUGAACUAGUAAUUGUUGCUGAUGACGUUGCAGUUGGAAGAACUAAGAAUGGCUUGGUGGGAAGAAGAGGACUUGCAGGGGUGAUAUUGGUACACAAGAUUUCAGGUGCUAAAUCAAUUUUAGGUGCUUCAUUGUCUGAUAUUGCACAAGUUUCUCAAAAAGUUAUAGAUAAUAUGGUUACAGUUGCUGCCAGUUUAGAUCAUUGCUCUGUUCCGGGAAGGGGAGAUGAUGAUGAAUUAGAACUUCUUAAGCCAAAUGAAAUUGAGGUUGGCAUGGGAAUUCACAACGAGCCGGGGGUAAAAAAGUAUUCAACUAUCCCUAAAAUAGGAAGCCUUAUUGACGAAUUGCUUAUAUAUCUAUUAUCUCAAGAUGAUAAGGAAAGAAGUUAUGUGCCUUUCAAUGAUAAUGAUGAGGUUGUGUUACUAGUUAAUAAUUUAGGUGGUACAUCGGUAUUAGAGUUGUAUGCAAUAGGUGAUAUGGUACUCCAAAAACUUGCUGAAAUUUAUUCAAUAAAUCCUGUACGCACAUAUAUCGGUGAGUUUACAACUUCGUUAAAUGGUCAAGGAUUUAGUAUUACUCUACUUAAUGCGACUAAAGCAGGUGGUUCCGAAAUUGUUAGCUUACUAGAUAUGCCUUCAGAUUCUGUCGGUUGGACCUCGAGGCUAUCUCUGAAAAAUCAUUAUAAAAGAAUUGAUAAAGUCAAAACUUUUGGAUGUACGAAUGAAAAUAUCACGGAUUUCAAGUCAACA
Debaryomyces fabryi is the source of this 1134-nucleotide messenger RNA. RefSeq lists its product as uncharacterized. Gene Ontology annotation, cellular component: cytosol. The transcript has a single exon. The annotation marks the transcript as partial. Gene Ontology annotation, biological process: glycerol catabolic process. Gene Ontology annotation, molecular function: glycerone kinase activity. Lineage: Eukaryota; Fungi; Ascomycota; Pichiomycetes; Serinales; Debaryomycetaceae. The record is from RefSeq and is a predicted model, not a curated record.